CGAUAUAACUCAGUUAUGUGAGAAAAUAAUAAUUGCUGUUUUAGACACUGAACAAUGGCAGCAAGCAAGAAGAAGAAAUCGCCAUCUAAAAAAAAGUCGUCACCCAAGAAAAAAGGCACAAAGAAAAAGGGAAAGAAGGGCGAUUCUAAAGGUGCCUUGCAAAUAUGUUAUGCGAUUGCUGUAUUCGAUCUGGCACACGCAUUAUACUUUGCCGUUCAAGCGACUGUUUUAUUAGUCACAAAAUUAAAUAUAUUCUCUAUUUUGGCUAACUUGGGAACCAUAUUUUGGGUCCUGAUUGUUAUACUGCUUAUAGUUGGACUAUGGAAGCGACGACCUGCAAUGGUGAGAGGAUGGCUCAUUUUCUCGCUGGCGGGCUUCAUUGUAGAUGUAUUGUUUUUACUCUGGGGGAUAGCCUCUUCUCUAACCGUAGACUGGGAUCAUUUAAAAGAGUUUACUAUUAUUUUCCUUGGAAUUCUUAUUGAAAGCUCCUGCAUUUACCUUAUAUACAGGUAUUACCUGAACAUGGAUCCAUGUCGCCUUGUCGAUGAGCCUGAAAAGGGAGGAUUUAUUUGCUUCGCUAAAAGGAGUAGUAAGAAGAAAAAGAAGAAACUUGACCCAAAGGCUUGCAAAGAUCAACAAAAAGCAGCUAAAGGUAAAGGCAAAAAGAAGAAAUCUGAUCCUAAGAAAAAGAAAUCUUCAAAACCAAAGAAAAAGAAGUAA
Drosophila busckii is the source of this 720-nucleotide messenger RNA. RefSeq lists its product as uncharacterized. NCBI's taxonomy places the organism in Eukaryota, Metazoa, Arthropoda, Insecta, Diptera, Drosophilidae. The record is from RefSeq and is a predicted model, not a curated record. Bases 55 to 720 code for a protein of 221 amino acids. The transcript is spliced from 5 exons.